This is a messenger RNA of Oppia nitens, 1317 nucleotides long. It is a transcript of the gene P32, whose product is annotated as conserved regulator of innate immunity protein 3-like. NCBI's taxonomy places the organism in Eukaryota, Metazoa, Arthropoda, Arachnida, Sarcoptiformes, Oppiidae. Gene Ontology annotation, cellular component: mitochondrial matrix. Gene Ontology annotation, biological process: cytosolic ribosome assembly. The transcript has a single exon. The record is from RefSeq and is a predicted model, not a curated record. Bases 268 to 1125 code for a protein of 285 amino acids.
AAAAAGUCAUACAUUUUUUUCACACAUAUAUUGCUAUUGUAUUAAACACUGUAUAAUAUUCAUCAUUGCAUUGAUUGCAUCAGUCAUUGAAUGUAUUGAAAUAAAAAGCAUUGCAUUAUAGCAUCAAUCACUUGAACCAACACAUCCUCGACAACAAAGGUAUUCAAAGAAGUUUUUUUUUUGGAGGACAUUGUCAUCACAUUUAUAUAUAUAAGACCUAACACUGUGUUGUGUCCACCGAUUUGUGUCAUAUAUAUUGUCAAAGCGAUGUCACGAUUAGCCAACCGUUAUCUCUUGAAUGCCGGCAUCAGGUGUUGGUCACAGAGAUCGUCGGCGUCGACACUGAUUCCCGUCCGCAGUAUAUCACGUGUUGUUGCGACGGCCACUGGUAGUGGUGGUCAACAGCAUCAACCAAUGUUGGCGUCAAACACCACUACAUCGGUAACGGCCAAACGUUUUGCCGCCAAUAAUUCGCCGCAAAUCGAUGACGAGUUUGUCGGCUAUUUAAAAUCGGAGAUCGAAUUGGAGAAGAAGGCCAAUCAUCAGCAAAAGUUACCGUCGAUUAAGGGCUGGUCAGUCCAGACGGACGGCUCCAAUGUUAUACUGACCAAGAAAAACGGUACGGAAGAGAUUACUGUCCGGGCAAACGUUAAUCACGCGGUCGAGUCCAAAGAGGUAGACGACACGGCCACCGCCGCCGGCGGACAGGCAGAUGAAGAACAAAUGGCCAGUCAGAUGGUGUGUCGGCCCGAUUUUGCCGUUGAGAUCAAACGCGGCGGUCUGUCGUUGGGUAUUAACUGUUCGUUUGUCGAAUUUGACGACGAUUUAGAUGAUGGACAGGGAGGACAACCACCGGCUGCGGGACAACAGGGAAAUGAAUCACUGGAAGACCAGUUUCAGAUCAACGAGUUUUCACUUUUUGAAGGAGAGUUUAAUGAGAACUCGUAUCUGGUUUCCGGCGAUGUAAUGGACGGAUCGAUGUACGACCUGAUGAUGGAUCUGCUUCACGAACGCGGUAUUGACCACGACUUUGCCCGCAGUCUCAUCGACUACACCACUGUCUACGAUCAUCAACAGUAUGUGGGUUUGCUUGAAAAGUUGCAGACGUUUUUGUCGAAGAAAUAAAUAAUAAUUUUGUGGAUCAAUCAAUCAGAUCCUUAUGUUUCCAAUUAAAAACAAAAAACGAUUAUAUUUUACUGUAAAACUUGAUAUAAUUAUUGUGUCUUUAUUUUUCAUUUUACCGGUAGAUAUGAUAAUUAGUUUUUAAGAUAAUCUAUAAGAUAUCUAUAUAUUGUAUUAAUUAAUUAAACAAAUUAU